Messenger RNA from Triticum urartu, 2274 nucleotides. Its product is annotated as sucrose:sucrose 1-fructosyltransferase. Gene Ontology annotation, biological process: carbohydrate metabolic process. The record is from RefSeq and is a predicted model, not a curated record. Gene Ontology annotation, molecular function: hydrolase activity, hydrolyzing O-glycosyl compounds. Lineage: Eukaryota; Viridiplantae; Streptophyta; Magnoliopsida; Poales; Poaceae.
GCCGGCUCCAGAACCCACACCCAUCCAGCACCCACAAUCUACCAAACUCUCUUGGAGUUCACGAGCGGCGCUGCGAUGGGGUCACACGGCAAGCCACCGCUACCGUACGCGUACAAGCCACUGCCCUCCGGCGCCGCCGUGGACGCCGACGGUGAGCGGACCGGCUGGACGAGGUGGCGCGUGUGCGCCACCGUGCUGACGGCCUCGGCCAUGGUGGUGGUGGUGGUCGGCGCCACGCUCCUGGCAGGGUUCAGGGUGGACCAGGCCGUCGACGAGGAGGCCGCGGCCGGGUUCCCGUGGAGCAACGAGAUGCUGCAGUGGCAGCGCAGUGGCUACCAUUUCCAGACGGCCAAGAACUACAUGAGCGAUCCCAACGGUCUUAUGUACUACAAUGGAUGGUACCACAUGUUCUUCCAGUACAACCCGGUGGGCACCGAUUGGGACGACGGCAUGGAGUGGGGCCAUGCCGUGUCUCGGAACCUUGUCACGUGGCGCACCCUCCCUAUUGCCAUGGUGGCUGACCAGUGGUACGACAUCCUGGGGGUCCUUUCGGGCUCUAUGACGGUGCUACCCAAUGGCACGGUCAUCAUGAUCUACACGGGGGCCACCAACGCCUCUGCCGUUGAGGUGCAGUGCAUCGCCACCCCCGCCGACCCCAACGACCCCUUCCUCCGCCGCUGGACCAAGCACCCCGCCAACCCCGUCAUCUGGUCGCCGCCGGGGAUCGGCACCAAGGAUUUUCGAGACCCGAUGACUGCUUGGUACGAUGAAUCUGAUGACACAUGGCGUACCCUCCUUGGGUCCAAGGAUGACCACGACGGUCACCACGAUGGGAUCGCCAUGAUGUACAAGACCAAGGACUUCCUUAACUACGAGCUCAUCCCGGGUAUCUUGCAUCGAGUCCAGCGCACCGGCGAGUGGGAGUGCAUUGACUUCUACCCUGUCGGCCACAGAAGCAACGACAACUCAUCGGAGAUGUUGCACGUGUUGAAGGCGAGCAUGGACGACGAACGGCACGACUACUACUCGCUAGGCACGUACGACUCGGCAGCAAACACGUGGACGCCGAUCGACCCGGAGCUCGACUUGGGGAUCGGGCUGAGAUACGACUGGGGUAAGUUUUAUGCGUCCACCUCGUUCUAUGAUCCGGCAAAGAAGCGGCGCGUGCUGAUGGGGUACGUCGGCGAGGUCGACUCCAAGCGGGCUGAUGUCGUGAAGGGAUGGGCCUCGAUUCAGUCAGUUCCAAGGACAAUUGCUCUCGACGAGAAGACCCGGACGAACCUCCUCCUCUGGCCCGUGGAGGAGAUUGAGACCCUCCGCCUCAACGCCACCGAACUUAGCGACGUCACCCUUAACACCGGCUCCGUCAUCCAUAUCCCGCUCCGCCAAGGCACUCAGCUCGACAUCGAGGCAACUUUCCACCUUGAUGCUUCUGCCGUCGCUGCCCUCAAUGAGGCCGAUGUGGGCUACAACUGCAGCAGCAGCGGCGGUGCUGUUAACCGCGGCGCGCUAGGCCCCUUCGGCCUCCUCGUCCUCGCUGCUGGUGACCGCCGUGGCGAGCAAACGGCGGUGUAUUUCUACGUGUCUAGGGGGCUCGACGGAGGCCUCCAUACCAGCUUCUGCCAAGACGAGUUGCGGUCGUCACGGGCCAAGGAUGUGACGAAGCGGGUGAUUGGGAGCACGGUGCCGGUACUCGACGGCGAGGCUUUCUCGAUGAGGGUGCUCGUGGACCACUCCAUCGUGCAGGGCUUCGCGAUGGGCGGGAGGACCACGAUGACGUCGCGGGUGUACCCGAUGGAGGCCUAUCAGGAGGCAAAAGUGUACUUGUUCAACAAUGCGACCGGUGCCAGCGUCAUGGCGGAAAGGCUCGUCGUGCACGAGAUGGACUCAGCACACAACCAGCUCUCCAAUAUGGACGAUCACUCGUAUGUUCAAUGAAGCUCUUGCAUCUCAUCAGUAAUAAGCUACAUUGGAUCAAAGACGCGCACCAAGGAAGGCCAAGACAUAUGUAAAUGAUUCCGCACAGCCUCGCUUGCAGAAUUGAAACAUCUAUCCUUGGGUCAUGUUCUGCAUUGAUGUCACUGUGAACUACAGUAUAUUACUUUGUUGGGCGUAGAAUCGAUAUAGUUUGGGUGGGUGGAAUUUUGUUUGUUUACAUAGUGAACCGGUGUGGUCUGCGUAAUAAGCUUAUGUGUUUGUUUACAAAAUGAACUAUUGUUGUUUGGGAGAGUGGACCCGUGUUUCUUUAUAUAGUGAAUGGUUGUUAUUUGCAUA